This is a messenger RNA of Dermacentor albipictus, 2433 nucleotides long. RefSeq names its product peroxisomal trans-2-enoyl-CoA reductase-like. Gene Ontology annotation, molecular function: trans-2-enoyl-CoA reductase (NADPH) activity. The record is from RefSeq and is a predicted model, not a curated record. Gene Ontology annotation, cellular component: peroxisome. NCBI's taxonomy places the organism in Eukaryota, Metazoa, Arthropoda, Arachnida, Ixodida, Ixodidae. Gene Ontology annotation, biological process: phytol metabolic process.
CUAUGUUCUAGAGCGAAAAAACAAAAAUAUUUGUAAUCAGCUGUUUUCGACUGCCGCACGAGCCUGUCAACUUGCAACAGGUCAGUCCGGCAAGGGUUGUGCACGUUUACAUGUCUCUUAGAGAAGAGAGAUUGAGAGCUUUGCAAUGGCAACUAGCGGUGUCCUUAGAGUUAGGAGCAUUUUCAGGCCGAAUCUUUUCAGAGGAAAAGUGGCUAUCGUCACCGGCGGAGCAACGGGAAUCGGAAAAGCUGUUGCAGAGGAGCUUCUUUACUUAGGAUGUUCAGUGAUGAUUGCGUCGAGGAACGAAGAUAACCUGAAGAACGCAGUCACCGAUUUUCAAGGAAGGAUACUACCGGAGAAAGAAAAAGAUCGUGCAACGUUUGUGCCCUGCAAUAUCCGAAAGGAGGACCAAGUGAAAGCGCUUUUUCGGCACACGCUGGAUAAACAUGGCCGCCUUGACUUUCUUGUCAACAACGGUGGAGGCCAGUUCUUGUCGACAGCAGACAGUAUUUCACUCAAGGGCUGGAAUGCAGUAGUCGAGACUAACCUAACUGGAACAUUUCUCAUGUGCAGGGAGGCUUACCAGCAUUGGAUGGAGGAGCACGGUGGAGCCAUUGUGAACAUAGUAAUGGAAAACUCUCGCGGAUUUCCGUUGGCAGCGCACUCGGGAGCAGCCAGAGCUGGUGUGGAGAACCUAACCCGUUCAUUGUCAAUUGAAUGGGCUGCAAGUGGAGUCAGAGUGAAUGCAGUUAUGCCGGGUACUAUUUAUUCAGAGUCUGCCGCCAAGAAUUACCAGGGUGACUUGUUCAAACUAAUAAGGCCGAGACUUCCUGCCAAACGACCUGGUACCCCUCAAGAGGUAUCGUCAGCAGUUUGCUUUCUGCUGUCACCAGGAGCAACCUACGUGUCUGGAGCUACACUAAAUGUGGAUGCAGCUGGCCAGUUUUAUCCGGCUGUCACACUAGAAAUACCAGAGCAUGACCGAUGGCCCAGGCACGACAGCUGUUCUGGGGAUGAGACAAAAGUGCCACCAGAGCAGUAGCAAUCGUUCCAGCCACAGGAAUAGUGGCUCGUCACCCUCGAUCCACAAUAAGGGUCAGAAAUGCAUGGUUGUGGUGGACUAGAGUUUGAGGUGCUUCUUGAUGCAAUCAACGAUAUCCGCCUUCUUAGAUGGGCAGCGGAUGCUUUCUUGCUUGCAGAAGUCCCUCAGGACACUGACUGUGAGGCUGGCCAACUGCGAAAUGAGUGCACUGACAUAAACAGCUGACCCUGGAUAUACAGAACAAGACCGCGAAAUAGUUAUCUGAAGCUCAACUGAUAACUCCGCAUGCCUUGGACAGUUUUCAGAGAUCGUGAAAAGCGGGAACUUACAGAUUUCUUCCUCCACAGCAUUCAACACACACCUACUACAGUGCUAUACUUUUGCAUAGGAUAUUACGACUGUUCAAUAUGUUAAUAGUUCUUAGCACAAAGAAAUGCACGACAUGAGAGAAGGCUCACAGCACUACGUCUCGUGUGCCUUCUCUCGUGUCGUGUGUUUCUUGGCGCUAAAAACUUCACAUGCAAUAUCAACUAGCUCAUCAGUCUGUUUUGCUGUUCAAUAUAUCUCGAAUAGACUGUAUAUAAAGGCACGAGGCUGCACCAACUACGGUGUGAAUUGCAGUGACUGUGUGAGUGCUACAGUAGGUGAACUAAUGGGAUCUUAGCAAUAGGAAUAGGCGUUCUCUUUUGAAGUACAUAGUUAGUGAAAAACUAUUGCAUAAUACAACCCAGGACAAGAUGUAAGGAUGUGUCGUCAUUUUUGUCAGCAGUUAUACACUUACACUAAGAUGAUGUGGCUAUGUUUUGGUAAGAGUAGCAGCAAGAGAAUAACGACUGCAUCACCACUGAUGCAUGACUAGGUAAGCUACCUGAAUCUUGAAUGGCUUGGGGAGAGGUGUUCAUCACACCUUCCCUUAUCUGGAAGGUUGCUAUCCUUUUCGCUAUUGAUACAUGUCAAUUUUGCACAGGUGCCUUAUCGCUCAUUAAACAUUAAACUUUUUUUGUGCACACCAAGCUAGAACAGGCAGAGCUUACUUGGCUGUAUGUACAGCCAACGUCUGAUUUUUGGGACUUCCUAGAGGCUGCGAAAACGUCCAAAAAAAUGAAUGCAUGCCUUUUACUGCUUAGGCCUAGGUGGCUAUGGCUGCCAGCGUAUCUGUGUGCGAGAGUGCCGGUUCUAGGUGAGGAGAUAAUAAAAAUGACAGUGGUGGCAGCUUCGAAUAAUGCCGCUUUGGAUCUGCGGUCAUGGCAAAAAGUCCGGAAAAUCGGUUGGCAAAGAUUUUUUUUUUUUUUUUUGCAUCUGAAUUAUCGUGCAUUCACUGUAUAUAACCCAUAAACCUCACUGCCAAUUAUGUACAAAAGAUUACAAUAAAGAAUGUGCUAUUUUCUGUG